Molecule: messenger RNA, 608 nt
Organism: Glossina fuscipes
Lineage: Eukaryota; Metazoa; Arthropoda; Insecta; Diptera; Glossinidae
Product: dehydrodolichyl diphosphate synthase complex subunit DHDDS-like
Exons: 1
Biological process (GO): polyprenol biosynthetic process
Cellular component (GO): endoplasmic reticulum; dehydrodolichyl diphosphate synthase complex
Molecular function (GO): ditrans,polycis-polyprenyl diphosphate synthase [(2E,6E)-farnesyl diphosphate specific] activity
Source: RefSeq, a predicted model, not a curated record
UCUAUUUUAAUAAAAGAGAAAUACAAAUGUUUUCGUGAUAACUGAAUUAUUUUGUAGAAGAAAUUGCUUUCAAGUGAAUUUUAAAGAAUUAAACCGGUUUCUAUAACGGCGCCGUAUUCCGUUAAUCGUCAGUCGCGUCAUUGUCCGCCGUUAGUUUUCAGCAAGUAAUUACUAUGACUUGGGUAUCCGAUUACAAAUAUACUUGGUAUGAAAAGUUGGCUAUGAAUGUCAUUAGAUCGGGUGGUCAUUUACCGGAUCACGUUGCAUUUGUCAUGGAUGGUAAUCGGCGGUAUGCUAAAUUAGAACAUAUACGCAAAAUUGACGGUCACUCACGCGGCUUUGAUAAAUUGGCCGACUGUUUGCGUUGGUGUUUGGAUAUGGGUGUAAAGGAAGUAAGCACAUUUGCGUUUAGUAUAGAAAAUUUCAAACGGUCAGAAGACGAGGUAGAUGACUUAUUAAAUUUAGCUCGUGAAAAAUUUACAAAACUGUUGGAAGAACGUGCAAAACUGCAUGAAUAUGGAGUCCGCGUACGAAUAAUAGGAAAUUUAAGCCUUUUGCCGGACGACUUACAAUCUUUGAUGGCGCAAGUAAUGUUAGAAACUGAAAAA